GAGGAUUUUCCAGUGGCUCCUGUGGUCGGAAAUUUCACUCGACCGCACUCGGCGUUCAGUCGCGGUACAGCGUUUGACACGCAGUCGAAGAGGGCCAGUAGAAGCGAGCACGAGAUGCCAAAUGGUGGGUGGUGAGUAGCCGAGUUGGUCGCGCAACGUCCGUCAGAUAAUAUGUGAACAGUGAUAAAUCGGCGUGGUGUGGUGCAGACUCGAUUCACAAUUGUGGCUCGUAAACCUCGUGUGAUCUGUAAAAGGUAAAAGGCGACAAAAGUGCAGUGACUCGACAUUUGAUUGGUAGUGCACGCAGAGCAGCGGCCCUUCGCGUACACACACAGACACACACGUGGCACCUAUCCGAGAACUAAGUGAAAAUAAAAGAACACGCAGUAACCUUUGAGGGAUGUUCUUGUUCUGAUGUACCAAAAGAAUCGAAAGUAUGGAUCAGCAAACCAGUCGAAAACAGGCGGUGAAUUCACCGGAAGUGGCCUUGGCGAACGAGGUGUUCAAUCUGUUCUGCAAUGCAACCACCCUAAAAACUAUCCUCGGUCACUUUAGACACCUGUGCGACCUGCUCAAGAUCAGGCCGAACACGAUCUCUCAGUUCUAUCCGAAAUUGAAAGGGAAGCUACGAUCUUGGAAGGCGCAAGCUCUAUGGAAGAAAUUCGAUCAACGGGCCAAUCAUAAAUGUUACAAUCGCGGCAAAGCCUGCUCCAACACAAGGGUGUUGAUAAUAGGAGGUGGUCCUUGUGGACUUCGUUCGGCUAUAGAGGCGCAGCUUCUAGGGGCGAAAGUAGUUGUUGUGGAGAAAAGAGAUCGGAUGUCCAGGAACAAUGUCCUUCAUCUUUGGCCGUUCGUUAUUCAAGAUCUUCGUAGUCUAGGGGCGAAGAAAUUCUUUGGAAAAUUUUGCGCCGGAUCCAUCGAUCACAUCAGCAUCCGACAACUUCAAUGUAUUUUGCUCAAAGUUGCUUUAAUCUUAGGCGUUGAGUUUCACGAGAGCGUGAGCUUCGAUUCGUUGAUACCACCGCCAGAGAACCAAGAAGAAAGCAAAAUCGGAUGGAGAGCGAAAACGACUCCCGCCGAUCAUCCGGUCUCUCAAUACGAAUUCGACGUGUUAAUCGGCGCGGACGGUAAAAGGAACACAUUGGAAGGCUUCAAGCGGAAAGAGUUUCGAGGAAAAUUGGCCAUCGCCAUAACAGCGAAUUUUAUAAACAAACGUACCGAGGCGGAGGCUCGGGUUGAAGAAAUCAGCGGAGUGGCUUUUAUCUUUAACCAGAAAUUUUUUAAAGAAUUGUACCAGGAGACUGGUAUUGAUCUGGAAAAUAUCGUGUAUUACAAAGACGAUACACACUAUUUCGUGAUGACUGCCAAGAAGCAUAGUUUGAUCGACAAAGGUGUUAUCCUGCAGGAUCAUGCAGACACUGCCAAAUUACUCGCCAAAGAGAAUGUGGAUCGAGAGGCACUGAUGCUUUACGCUCGCGAAGCGGCCGAAUUCUCCACAGAAUACCAAAUGAUGGAUAUGGAAUUCGCGGUGAAUCAUUACGGACAACCAGACGUGGCUAUGUUCGAUUUCACGUCAAUGUACGCGGCGGAGAAUGCUAGUCGAGUUUUGGAGCGUCGCGGCCAUAGAUUACUUAUGAUUCUUGUCGGCGAUAGUCUGCUGGAGCCGUUUUGGCCGACGGGCUCCGGCUGCGCGAGGGGAUUUUUAAGUUCGUUAGACGCCUGCUGGGCAAUUAAACAGUGGGGUUCCUCGAUGUCGCCCCUAGAAGUGAUCGGAGAACGAGAAUCGAUCUACAGACUUCUUGGUCAGACCACGCCGGAAAAUUUGAACAGAGACUACGCCGCGUAUACUCUGGACCCACACACCAGAUACCCAAAUCUGAAUGUAUCCUCUGUAACGCCAAUGCAAGUGCGAAGUCUGCUCGAUACAGAUGAUCCCGACAGCACUAAGCAGCCACCCGUGCAAACUGACGUAGAUAUACCUAAGAAACGCCGUCGCCGUGAUCUUCAUGGAGAUGCCCAAAUUCAUCCAGACAUGCUGCUUCGCUGGCUACAGAAGCAGGUUGCUCUGUACGACUCGGUAAAAAUUGAAGACAUGGGUGCCUCUUUCAAAAGCGGUCUGGCUAUUUGUGCGAUCAUCCAUAGAUACCGUCCAAAUCUGAUAGAUUUCCACAGCUUGCAACCGGAGGAGGUGGAAAAGAACAACCAGCUGGCUUUCGAUAUUUUAGAGAAGGAAUUGGGUAUACCGCCAAUAAUGACCGGAGAAGAAAUGGCUCAAUGCGAUACACCUGACAAGCUCGCGAUGUUUUCCUAUCUGACACAGAUAUACGACGUUUUCCAUGGCGAGAUUCCUUAUGUCAGACAUCCGAAAUUCGAACCCGAAAACGAAGAAAGGCCAUCGCACAGCAAACAAUUGAGCCAACUGACAGCCGACCAAAAAGUUCACUUGCUCGACCGAAUCGUGAACCAGCAAGAGAGCGGGGCGAGAACGAGACAUUCUCGAUCGAGACACAACGAAAAUUUAACCCCUGCGGAUAAAAAGGGGGAUACAAUCAGCCGACGAUCUCGGAAGAGACGUAGCACGGAGAAGAUGGGUGCAACAGUUGAGGAAAGGCAGAAGAGACUGGCCGAUAUCGAAAAGAAUCGUGCCGAUCGUAUGCGAAGACGGCAAUAUUUGCGAAAGAUGGCGACGCAGCAAUUCUACAAAAGUAUGCAGAUGCUGCAGGCGAAUGCGAAACGUGAGAAAGACGAGCCAUUCGAAGAUUACUCGAUAUUCUUGUACCGUCAAACUGCGCCGGAUUUCAAGGAUAGAGUGAAAUAUCUUGAACAGAAAAUAUUAUACCCAGACAGAGAACCCAAGAUACACGCCGGCCAUCGUAGAAAUAGCAUAGACGAAGAAUUCUCCGGGAGGAUUAAGAACAUCGAAGACAAGUUAAAGGGAUCCACGCCGUCUGAGAAGAAACCUAGGGAUCUUUUGCGUGCCAUUGGAAAAAUCGAGAAGACCGAUUGGAACGUGAAGGAGAUUGAAAAGAAAAUCGAGGAAAGUAAGAUGGGUCGUUCAGUCCGACACGACAAAGUAGAACGGGUACCCAAAUGGAGUCGAGAACAGAUGUGUAUAUGCUUCAUUCAGUUUUUAGCUCGACAAAUCAAGAUGGAGAAGAAGGGGCGUGAUCAGAAGGAGACAGAUAGUAAGUACGCUGAUAUUGACAAUACCCUGAAGAAUAUAGACAAGAAGAUCAAAGAGGGUAAUGUGCUCGGGUACAAUAAAGUCUCGGCUAUGGCCGAACAAUUUUCGAAUAAAAGUCAGGACGCGGAGCCCAAGGUGCAGAAAUCGAACGUUAAGCCUACCAUAACCCUGCCCGCUCAAGGAGGUUCAGAGAUGUGUCACUUCUGUAAUAAAAGAGUUUAUUUGAUGGAGAGGCUUACUGCUGAAGGGAAGUUCUUCCAUAGAGGCUGUUUCCGUUGCGAAUACUGUUCUACCUCAUUAAGAAUAGGAAAUCACACAUUUGAUAGGGAGAAGAACGGCGGACGAUUUUAUUGUACGCAACAUUUCGGCUUCCCUGGAACAAUAAAAGCUCGCGUAGAGAAGAAGAAGCUAACUUCGUUGAACAAAGAGAAUAUACCUAUCACAUCUGUAAAUCUGAAAACACCUGAGAAGGCAAAAAUACCUUUGGAAGGCGUUGUUGGGCUCGACUUGCUCGAUCGUGGACAAACUCCUGAGAGAAUAGAAUUUGAAAAUUUAGCAGGUAUAUCGGACGCUGAAGAACCACAAAGUCAAAUGGAUGAAGAUGAAUGGACAGAUAGAAAUUUCGGUGCAUCCACUGCAGAAAUGGGGUCCAGUGAUGACAUUUCGGACAUGAGUGAUUCGGAGGAUGACAACGAAGUAUAUGAGGAAGCCAUGGAUCAACCUUUGACGACUGAAGGAACCCUUGAACUCGCUAAAAAUUGGACGUUGAGGUACUCUCAUCCACAUACUGCAAUGGGGCAGUCCGAUACGGGCAGCAACGAAUAUGAAGACUCUAGUGAAUAUACGAAUGAAGAUGACGAGAGUACUACUGCCACGGAAGAUGAAGAAGACAUACGCGCUCGAGAACUCAGAAAACAAGAAGUAUGGUUGAAGCAUCCUACCCGCAGUUCUGAUACGGACACUGGUUCGGAAACGGAGGUUGCCUCUAACGAUGGAACAUCAGAAGAAAGUGAAGAAAACUCAGCCACAGAAAUAUCAACAGACUCCGAAUUCGAGCACGAUGGAACAAUUCCAACGCAGCACGAGAUUCCGGAAAUCACAAUCAACGAUUCUUACGUUCGGAAGACUAGAGGAAAUUACGUAGAACCAAAGAAAGUUCAAGUGAAAAGCAAAGUUAUAUCAUCUAUUAAUGGAAAUCUAAAACAAACUGCUGAGUCAAUUCCAAAAUCACAGUUGAAGACAACCGAACACACUGUAAUAAAUUCGUCCCACACGGAAAAAGAAAGUAACUCAAACUUAUUGGGGUCCAAUAGUACAAACCGAGUUCCACUAGUAAAUCCAUGGAAAGGGGAUUACUUAUUGAACCGAACUCAUUCUACAGAGUGCAUUGCAUCCAAAUUAUCUUUGGAACUUAAAAAGAAAUAUUUACUUGGCGGAUCAGCUUUUGGUGGAUCUGUUAUGAAAUCUGGAUCAGCUUCAAAUGUUGAUACUCAGCUACGAAAUUUAACAGAUGCUAUCUCUCAGCAUCAAAAACUUCUGAAUCCAGCACCAGAGCCAAGUCCUACGAUGCAAGCAUUUUUGCAAGGAACUAGCAAACUAAGAUCAAACAAUACUCAACUAUCACCGAUAUCACCUACAGCUAUGUUCUCUUCUUCUCCGAUACGACCAUGCAGCACCAACCGUUCAUCUCAAAAUUUAUUAAAUAAUGAUAACCCCAUUUAUAAGGCAACAAUUUUACCAGAAAUAUCAAAAACUCAGUUACCAGACUUGGUGAAAGAAUCUAGUAUUUUAAAAUCAAAGACUGCCCCUAAUAUUGUCUGCGGCGAAUCAAAGAAUGCAUCAGAAAAAGAACUUAAGAAAGAACAAGUUGCACCUAGCCAAGUUAAAAAUGAAAUACUGGAAAACGUGAAAAACUCGCAAAUUAUAGAAAGUAACUUUAUAGGAAACACUGAUGAAAACAAUGGUUUCCGGCCACGUAGUCCACUACACGAGACAUCAAUAAUUGUACCACAGUUGAACUGGAAUAAAAAGAAAGAAGAAGUAAAGGAUGCUGCUAGCUCUGGCGAUUCAGAAAUAGACAGUGAUUCCUUAUCUUCUAGCGAUGAUGAAGGAGAAGAUGGGGUACAAAACCAAAAAGCAGUUGCCAUCAAUUUAUCUCCUCCACGAUUGCAGAUUCACAGUACAGAUGGGGAUCUGCUACUAGACGAAGAAGCUGAUAAGUGUAAAGAUUUUGAUGAUGGCCAGUCAUUUGAACCUGACUCUAUAGAAUGUUCCCUCUUACAAGAUAAAGCAUUGAAUCAGAAAGUAAACUCUGUUACUCAUGAUCCGACUCUUUCUAUAAACAACACAUCGGUAGAGUUGGAAAUAGUAAAAAAUGAAAUUGAACAAUUGGAACUGCAAGAUGACAGCAAGAAAAGUUUUAGCAAUUGUAGUAGUCCUGUAUCAGUAGCGUCUACUCUAUCUAAUAAACAUAAUGAUGAUUCCGAGGAAAAUGAUGUUACUACAGCAGCACUCACUGAAACUGAAUUUUCAGAAUGGGCUCGAGAUGGGGAGGUUUUAGUGUCGGAUGAUCUACGAGAUGUAGAAUUCAACAUCAAUCCAGAAUUUAUAACUACUAGAAAAACAACAUUAUCGAGCUCUCAAAAGUUGAGUUACACACCAAUCACAAUAGCCAAGGAGGAAGAUCUAACGGAUAUGGAUUUGGACUCUUUCAAAAUUGACAACAAUCUAGAGACCCCUAUCAAUAAUACUUCUCAACUUUUAGCUAACGGUGAAAACAUAGAUUUUAUGGAUACAGAUAAUGAUUCAUUAUUAGAUGAUAGUCUACAAGAUGCUUCCAAUAUUGUGAUGCUCAAGAAUAGGGGGUACGUUGAAUUUGUAAAUAUUAGAAGCACUUCAGCACAUACAAGUGCACAAGAUAAAUUAACUGCAGAUGCUCCCAUAGCAAAAUUAGAGAUAGAGAAUGAUACGUGUUCGGAAGAGGAGGUUUGCAAUGAUAGAAAUGUUAUAGAAAUAAAUCCAGUUACCAUGGAUGAUGUGAUGAACAAAUUAAAUGGUACAGUAAAUAAGUCCGAAGAUGAAAUUAAAAUAACCACAGAUUCUAAACUAAAUAAUGAACAGCAAGAUGAACUGAUCACAGAAGCAGUAAACAAGGAAAUGUAUCCAUCAAUGGAAGAAGAUAGUCUGCUAAUUGUUGAACCAGCAGAAGAUACUACCACCAGUGAGGUAAUUACAGUCCUUGCUAGUCCUGUUAAUCCGCAAGUGUCAAUAGUUCCAAAUUUAAAUUCUCAAAUCCAAGAACCAAACCAGGAAGGUCAGGAAAAAACUAUUGCAGAUUCUAGCAAUCCAGAUUACCUAGAAUAUGUAAAGCGUCUGCAGUCCAGAAUUGCCGAGUUUAGCAAUGCAAAAGAUUCCAUAGACGUCAGAAAAUCAAAGAGAAAAAAUUCAAAGAGUUCAGUACAAUCCCGAACAGCUGAGAUAAUAGCCGAAGAGAUUAAGAGUCAGGAAGCUGCAAUAAAUAACAGUUUUAAUUCUCCAGUUACCUCUAGGAAACUGGAAGAAAUUAGUAGAGAGAGAUUCAAGCAAAAAAAUGUUAUACAGGAUUUAUUAAUGGACAAACUGGAAGCACAUAAACAGAAAUCUGCGGAAAAGAAAGCAAGGAGAGCUGCCCGGGUUUCCUCUUUCAAUUCUACACCUGUUUUAUCGCCCAUAAAACCACCUCUUCCUAGUGCUUCACCAGUUAGUAAAUUUGUACCCAGUGCAGUAGUAACACCAACAAAUAGUGCUUUACGAACCACUUCUACUGUGGAUAACAGAUCAUCAGAAACAGUAAAGACUCGAGAGUCUCAACAGUUCCCAUGGAAAUCAGAGAACGAUAAAGAUACAAGUAGCGAAAAGAAUGUAAGUGAUGUUCAACCCUUGGAGAAUACUACAAUAAUAAAGCCAGACAAUGAAGCAGAAGAUACGUUUAAAACACCAAUAGCUCCACCUAGAUUAAAACACGAAGAGGCGAAAAGAACUGCUGAAAAAGCAAGACAAGAUGCUAGGGAAAGAGCUAGAAUGAUGAGCGAUGAAGACUUGGGUCUCAGUCCAGAGGACAAGAUUAAAGAAUUAAAAAUGAAAGUGGCACGAAGACAACUUUCAAUGGAAGAUAAAAAAAGUAAGAAGGAAAUACAGAUUGAACCACGAACCAGAUUGUACAAUGCUGGAGUAAAUAAGACUGGAUUGAAACUGCAGACAAGCAAAAGCACAGAUAAUAUGAAAGCUGUAGCAGAGGCAAUAAACUUCGGAGGUCUAUGUGCUUCUAACGCGAAAUCAAUGGACGAACUGUUGCAUGCUGGUGAAUCUCCAAAAUCUGACACUUGUAUUACAGUUGUAAAAAGAGAAAAGAAACAAAAAACAAAGGAUCCGGAAAGAAGAAAAAGUAUCAUUCAAGCAGUCUCAGACUUCUUUUUCAAAAAGGACUCUUCUCAGUCGCCGUCGUCCAAUCAGAAAGACAAGUUAUCUAUGUUCCGCCUGACCAAUAAGUCAAAAGGCAAAUUAUGUAAAUCGUAUUCGGAAGGGUCUGAUCUUGAUAAAGUUGUACCGGCAAAGAUUAAUACAAGACCAAAAAGUGUUUGCGAGGGAAUGCUUGCAAGGAAUUUCUUAAAUGAAAAUCCACCACCAAUUCCACCACCUCCGCUUAAUUAUACUAUUCCUACAAUACAUGUAUCAGAUGACAGCUUAUCAGAAGACGAAACAAAAACGACAGCAGUAUCUACAUCAUGCAUGCUGAAAGCUACAGUAACUGAAGGAUCAUGUAAUAGCUUUUCUCGAAAAUCGAAAACUACAAAACGAAUAGCUAGACAAGCACAAUUAAAAAGGUUGCGCAUGGCUCAAGAAAUUCAAAGGAAACUAGAAGAAACGGAAGUUAAACAAAGAGAAUUAGAAAGUAGAGGGGUCAGUGUUGAGAAAGCUUUGCGCGGGGAAGGAGAAUGUUCUGACCGAGAAGAAGCGGAUUUACUCAGAGAAUGGUUUGAUCUUAUGAAAGACCGCACUGAAUUGCGUAGAUAUGAGAAAGAACUUUUAGUACGAGCUCAGGAGGUUCAACUUGAAGAUCGUCAUGAUAGAUUACAACAAGAAUUAAGGGAACGUUUAGCUGAUGAUGAUAACAAGAAAACAAGGGAUGAUGUGAAAAAAGAAGGAGAAAUUUUGACAGAAAUGUUGGAAAUAGUCGCGAAGAGGGAUUCGCUCAUCGCCCUUUUAGAGGAAGAGCGACAAAGGUAUCAAGAUGAAGAUCGCGACCUUGAAGCUCAAAUGUUGGCUAAAGGCCUCAGAUUAACACCAAUAAAAAAGUGUGGUCCUAAGUAUUCGGUUUAAUAGGAAUCACGUUUAUUAUUGUAGAUAUACUCUAUCCUAUAUUUUCAUUGAUGAAUUUUAACUAAAUAUAACUAAAUUAACGAUACUGUAAAUAAGGAACAGAUAAUAACGUAUACAAAUCGAAGCUUAAGUUAUAUGUAAUUUUUAUUCAUACUGAAAUAUACAUUGAGUUAUAAGUCUUUCAUUUGCGUACAAACAAAUCGUGCAUAUUGAUUUUUACAAUCACGGACCAAAUAUUCUGUCUUUAAAUUAUUAACAUUAUAAAUCAUAUGAGCGAAUUUUUAUUUGAAAUCAUAUACACAUUAUGUACACCUUUAAAAAUCAGAGCAAAUGGAAUUGUAUAAUAAACAAACUUCGUUUUUUAUCACUUGAAACAUAAGGUAAGACUAAUCACAGAUAACAAUACAAUUAAAAAUAUUUAUAUGACCAUAAUGGAAAUGAUCGCAUAUAAUUGUGCAGUCUGUACAGAAACACAAUGUGACAUAUGAAUUUAAAGAAUAUCUUGUGAAUACAUAUAUAUUUUGUCAGCGUGAAAUAUUAUUGACCAUAGUCGUGAAAUAAUUUAUCAAGACACAGAUGAUUCUGCCUUUUUAUAUGAAUCAAUCAAAAUGUAAUCGUUAUACAUAGUUUCAAUUAUUACGCAAAUAAAAUGUUGUAUUUUGUAAUUUAACCGAGUAACUAAAGAAGAAGUGAUAAUAGUAAAUAUCUUUUACAUAUACACACACAUGCAUCAUAUGUAUAUUCUAUAAUUCGAUAAGAUGUAGAAAUCUAUUUUUAUGUUUACAAAGAGACUGGUAAACAAAAUAUUCGAAGAAGUAUGAAAUAAUAAUAAGCCACAGAUAUGUAAAGUUUUCUAUCAAAUGUAACCACAAGUGGGAAAUGAACUUAUAUUUACAAUCGGAAUAAGAUUUUGAAGUAAGCCUUCAAUCACCUUGUUCUAUUCAACAUAUAAUAUGAUUAAUGAAAUAUAUAAAAAUAUAUAAAUAUAUAAUAGUUUACAUUAUCAGUUGCAUAUAUUGAAAAUAAGCUGCCAAUUUUUUAGCAUCAAGAGUUGGAUGUUACGAUAACUAAAUAAGAAAACAAAUAUAAUAACGUUUAAAGAAUAAAAAAUAUAUUCAAUGUGAAUGUUUAUCUAUAAACUUUACUGAAAACAAUUUUAAAGUGAAAGUAGAAAAGAUAGUGUAUUAGAUUAUUCAUCGAAAUGUAGGUAAACAUAAUACGUAAACCUAUUUUCAUGUAUUAGUAAUGUCAUUACAGAUAUGCAUAAUAAGAUAUAUGCAAUAUAAAACAUUCAAGGCAGAAACAAAAUUGAAGCAAUGUAAAAUGUACAAUGUGAAACAACUUGAAAAAGUCCAAAAUAUAAUAAAUGUUAAAGUAUCGUUUAAACAUCACAUAAUUAAUUAAUAUACCAUUAAUUUAAAAUUGAGAAAUUUAAAAAUAAUAAAUAAUUUUUGCUUUUAAUAUAUUCAUAUUUUCUAAUUUGAUACUAGUCUCCUCUUAAAUUUUUAAUUACUAUAUAAUGCACUAUAUAGUUUGUAAGAGGAACAAUUCUACUUCAUUUAAUUACCAUUUUUACUACUAAAAUGUUGCAUCAUACAUUGUGCCUCAUAAUUGUAAAUUGAUUAACUGUUCUCCCCAAGUUCUAAAAUACAAUAUUUAAUAUAAUUUUUGAAAGUUGUACCAUCAAUUUAUGAACCAUGUGUGCCUAGGAACUGGAAUUGUGCAACAUAUGUAAAUGAAAUGAAAGAAAAAUGUAAAUUUAUAGCUUAUGUGUUCAUUUUGAGUUUUUUGUGAAGAUCCUAAUCAAACUGUGUAAUCUUUUACAAAUAAAGCUAGUCUCUUAAAAAAAAUGCAAUAAGAACUAUUACAAUCUGUGUAACAUUUAUUAAAGUACAAUUAUGUAAUACAACUAUGUUGUUCAUCUCUGUAAAUAAAACUGCACUCCUUAAUAAAUUAUGUAUAUGUAUUUAUAUAUGUAACUAUAAUGUAAUGCUUAUGAAAUAUAAAGCAUUUCCCAGGUGAAAUGUAGUUUUGCGAAAACAACUGAAGUUAGUACACUCUUGUACCUAUU
Molecule: messenger RNA, 10613 nt
Organism: Nomia melanderi (Alkali bee)
Lineage: Eukaryota; Metazoa; Arthropoda; Insecta; Hymenoptera; Halictidae
Gene: Mical
Product: Molecule interacting with CasL
Molecular function (GO): protein binding; FAD binding
Source: RefSeq, a predicted model, not a curated record